GAAAACUCGACUACGGAGGAAGGAACCACGGCUCACUUUAAGUACCACGACACUGUAUGCACAAAUUUGCAGUUCGAUCGGAUCCACUCUAACACCUACAUGAGCAUGGGCGAUCCAGCCCUAGAACUGAUGGUGGAUGGCGUGACCAUUGACUGCCAGGGUCAAUUCUCUGCCCUGGGCACUGUGAGCUGGCUGCUGGUUGGAAGUGGCAGUUGGGAAGCAAAGUUGACGAAUGGCGCAUCAUCUGGAAAUGGUGCUGAGUUUGAAGUCCUCUUCCAGCGCCACCACCCUCGACAGGAGCUGACGAAGCUCACCAGUCUAAAGUGCCAAGUGGACUUUCAUGCAGAAGUUGAAGUAAAGGGUGGCCUUGCGGUCAAGACAGCCAACAUCAUGCAGAGGGUGUUAUCCCCCUUCGUGAAUGGGUUCGUUCAGUCUCAAAUUCAGAGCAAGGCCUGUGCUGCUCUUGAAGACCUCAUCAAGGUGAAAGCUCGUCCGUAUUUGCAGCAGGUGAACCAUCUCUUCUUCGAAACGCCGUUGGCACAGGUCCGGCGGCUAUCUGGCAACGACACAAAGCCCGUCAGCCCCGUUCCCGUCACACCGGCGACGAACGGAACCGUUCCCAACAGCUCCAGGGAUGCCAGCGCAACUUCAUCUGAUGCUCCAUUGGACCACCAUGGCGACUCCAAGCUCGUGGAUUGGACAAAAUCCGAAUUACUUCAGUGGAGCAACUGGUUCUACACAAAGGUCCUGCCACCCGAAGUGGCUCGCGAGCUGGCGAAAGCUGCAGGAAGUGAUUUUGUGACAGUGGACCUAACGGAACUGAAUCUACCGCCGAUUGAAACGGUGGUGGAUCAGCACGGGGCUCUGGGGAUGAUUAUGCAGAUUAAAGUUGAGGCCAAGGAGAUCCAACUGAAGGGCCUUGAGGGAGUUCAGGCCUAUGGGAUGGAGGCUGUGAGUCCGACCCAACUGCGCACGUCAGUGAGCCUGGGGAGUGAGGAGGCGCCUGUGACCACCAUGGCUGUGAAGUUGGCAAUUACUGCUGAAGCCAAAGAUACCACCAGUUCUGGGGCGGCUGCAUCCCUGGAGGAAGAGGUGAGCUUCAUGGUGGCGGUGAACAAGCCCAGUAGCUCCAUGCAGAUCAAGGUCCCCAUCGGAUUGGAGAAGAUGAACAACAGACAUACACUGGCACAGUGGCUGGUGGAUACAUUGAACUGUGGCCGCUCAUUACUGGAAGAAGCUCCAACCCUGGAAGAGUUGAAUAUCAGCUUCGAAAGCCUCUCCAAGCCCUUGUCGUACACUGCCAACACUGAGGGGGAGCUGGAACAGGACAUCUCAGACUUCUUCAAUGCAAUGGUCAAGAUCUUCAACGCUUUGUUUGAGGAACAUCUCCCUGGAGCCAUUGCUCGAAUGGCCACAUCAGAGCAGGGCUUGGGCAUUGCCAAUGCCCUGCUGAAGAAGCAAGCGUCGCCGGCAGAAUGCAUCAGUGCAACAGAUGCACAGGAGAAGAUCAAAGGACAAUACCCGGAAAUCUACAGCGACUGGCCAAAGAUGCUGGACGGACAAAUGAAGCAAUAUGUCGACAAGAUGGUCCAUGGCCUAUUGAACACAAACGAGACAAAGGCACCCGAGGGCUGGUUGGAGAUGCCGCCAAUCAAUGGUGGCUCCUUCACGAACAUUCACGUGAAGGCGCUGAAGGCUACUGGAACACACCAGAUUACAGAGAUGAAGAUGCUCGAGACCGAUCCGAAGACACCUGAGACGAUCUCUUUCGGCAUGACAACAGCUUGUCCCUCAGAUGAGGCUCCUUACUCCGCCCGUGUGGUGAUGACUGCGGAGGGAACGCUUGAUGUGACCGGAGAAGCCCUGGUGGAGGUGGAAUUUCCUUGUGGCACCCUGGAAACGACACUGAACCUCAGCGUUGAUACGUUGGAGGCAGUCACCAUGCUGAUGCCCCCCAGCCUUUUCUGCACCUUGUUGUCCCCAUUUAAGACCAUCGCCGUUGCGAACCUGACCACGGCCUAUCGAGGAGCAGGCAAGGUCUACGUGACCAUUGCUGAAGGAACUCGACAUGAUGUGCUUCAGGAGUUGUGCGGCAACUUUCCCAGGCUUUGUGCCUUGAUGGGAAGGAUCGGUGAAACCUUUGUGAACAAAGACAAUGCCACCCUUGUGCUGUCCUACCUGCACCAGGAGGCAGUUGGUUUUUGCGACGAGAUGAUCAAGGCCAAAGGUCGCAGACUUUCCGAUGACCUUGACAUUCAGCGGGAUUCAUUGGGUGUUCCAUAUGAGGAGUUCAGCUUUGGACUCCUGUCCUUGUGGCUGGGCCUCCUUUUGAGCAUCAUUGGAGCUGCUGUGGUGGUUUGGUCCAUCAAGUAUAUGGACGAGAAAUCCGUGCGCCGUGACAAUGCAUCGCUUGCAGUGCACAUUAUCCGCCACUAUGGCAUUGUCUUUGCAUACGUGAUCUCCUUGCUCUUGUUCCUAUCAGUGAGCUUCCGCGACCUUGCCUGCAACAAACUCGCCUAUGCCUCUGUCGUUUUGACCAACGUAUACAAGCCUUCGAACAAGAUCCUCGACACGCAGACUCUAGCAGUUUUCACCUCCUGGGGACUUGCGUAUCAAUUCAAAGAGGCCAACUUCUUGUUGGCCUUCGAGUGGGUCUUGAAUGGUCUGGGUGUGACAAUAGGAAUCUUCGUGGUCUUUGCCCUGUCAUUUUGGAUCAUCAGGUUUCCCUACACAGUGCAGCACAUCAUCCUUCGAGUUGCUAUCUUCUUUGCGAGACGACCCUGGCAGGAGAGUGCGACCUUGGGAUUGUCAGCUUUGGCACUGACUUCAGAUUUGGAGCUGCCGGUAGAUAUACAAGGUCAGAUGAGGUUGAACAUGUGGGCUGGACCACUCUUGGGCAUGUUUUCAACGCUUUUUCUCACUGCAGCAGCCAUCGGGAUGUUGGUGACAUUGCCAGUGAAAUCCACCGAAACCGAAGAGGAAGGAAAAAACCGGAUGAUGCUGGUGGAUUUAGUACUCUGUUCUGGAAUCAUCCUGGGGAUGUUCAUAUGGUUCUUCUUUGACUUUGUUGAGGUGGGCUUCCGGGGGCUAGCCUCCGCGGUGCUGGAAACUAAGAGUUUCUCUGGAAUGCAAAUGGGCAAUGGCAAUGCUAGUCUGAAGCUCUCCAUUCUCUUGGUAUUCGUUCUGGCGCCCUUAAUGCAGGCGUGCUUGGUGAUAACUCGCGUCAUGGGGCUGAAACUGAUGAGUGCAGGUCUUCAUCGUGCACUUGAAGAGGUCUUCAUGAGUUUGAACAGCCUGGACAUCUUUGCCUUAGCUUUCUUUGUGGGUUUCCUCACUGGAAUUGAUGGUUUUGCCUCUUCGUUCGUUAAUACCGAAUUUGCUCCACUGUGUCAAGCAACGCAAUUUGUGGCGGGUCUUCCCUGCAUCGGGGUCAACGCCAAGACUGCGACUUUCGGGACCAUAGGCUUAGCCAUUGGAGCUGCCUGCAGCCUGGGACUCUACAUUCGCUCUUCGAUCGAGUUCCAUGGAUUAGUGGCAAGACCUGUAAGGAGGAGAGAUGUGGAAUCUGACGGACAAGCUACAGCAGUGGAGCUGCAGUGA
Messenger RNA from Cladocopium goreaui, 3600 nucleotides. The record is from the annotation of a GenBank genome assembly. NCBI's taxonomy places the organism in Eukaryota, Dinophyceae, Suessiales, Symbiodiniaceae.